AUGUACAACUUCCUCAGUGGCUCCUUAAAGCAUGCCACUGGCCAUGGGGAGGUGUGGACAGAAACCUCCAAAUUCUCCCAGUUUGGCUGGAGGUGCACCACCAAUGAGAACGAUUACUCGCACAAAGUACUUAUGGGGAACUGGAAUGAAGAGCGCUACGACAUCCGGAACAUCACACAACCCAAACCACUUCCUUCCCAAUAUGCUCACUGCUUUGAAACGACGUAUUCUUCGGAUUACAACAUGGACAAGGAUCAGAGAACGGGAAGAUUUGAACAAGAACCUCAUUGGUUUCCGGGCCACCAGCCUGAGUUGGAACCUCCUUUGUUCAAAUCAACUGCCCAGUCCUGCUACACAAUUGACUACAGGCCUCCACACAGCCACUGCUCAUGUCCAGCACCUAGAGAAGGAACAAAAAGGAUGCAGACAAAGCAACAGAGAUGA
Molecule: messenger RNA, 444 nt
Organism: Centrocercus urophasianus (Greater sage-grouse)
Lineage: Eukaryota; Metazoa; Chordata; Aves; Galliformes; Phasianidae
Gene: CFAP68
Product: chromosome unknown C11orf1 homolog
Exons: 3
Coding region: 1-444 (147 amino acids)
Cellular component (GO): nucleus
Source: RefSeq, a predicted model, not a curated record